ACUUAAGAAAUACGAAUCUGUAAAUCAUCGUUUUGUGUAGAAAUUGAAGUUGGCCUUAUUCGUUAAACAUUGUGAAUCGCUUCAAAAACAAAAAGUCUUAUAGCUAGAUCCAGUAAUAAAAAUCAACAAAUUAGAUGAAUAACAAAUGAAUAUAAAUUCUAAAUGAGUCAUAUGGUUAGGUUGGGGGGCGUGCGCAGCUCGGGAGAAAGCGUUCAUUGAGCCUACGUCACUGCGUAUUGGUUCCGCUGCUCGUUUCUUAAUUUUUUACGAAAGCUGGGUCAUUUAUUUUAACUUGAUCGUUUUAGUUUUUACGGUACGAAGUUUUGUUUUAGCAUUGUGAUUUUGGGUCACGCAUAAAAAAACACGAAUGUCAAAAGACUCUUCGUUUUUAUCGGACUCCGAACCAAGCAACGCCACUAUCCGGCGAUGUAUUCUUUUGUUAACAAUUUCUUACCAAAGCUAUUUCUCAUCUGUGUUAUUUUUUAAUUAACGCGAUUGUUAUCAAAAAAUAAAUCGAUGUUGUCUUCAUUAGAAAACGACGUAUGACGUAUAUGUGGUCGUGUGCGUAUCACGUGAAACGUCGGUCACUAGGCAACGACCGCGUAGCUGACGUUCUACAAAACAACAAACAUUCGUUUGACGAGCCGCUGGAUGAGACGGUUGCGAUCUUCAGACUUGCCUUUACAUUUCUUGACUUUUAUUGAACAGUUCAUUUCGUUAAUUCAUUCGUUGAACAAUACAUUUUCAUCUGAAUUACUGUGUGUGUCCUGUAUUUUGUCUUGUUUUAACAUUUCUUGCGAGUUGGUUAUUUUUACAGGUCAGAUGACAUCGUUCGUCGGAGGAAGCUGUCGUGCGGCUGGCGUACCGAGGGACCAGAUCGCCUCGUUGUUCGUGGGGGACCUUCAUCCAGAAGUGUCCGAGUUCGUCCUCCAUCAGACGUUCAGCCCGUUCGGUCCGAUCCAGUCCGUGCGGGUCUGCAGAGACAGGUUGACUCGGCGAUCCCUGCGGUAUGGUUAUGUUAACUUUGUUAACCUCGCCAAUGCCGAGAGUGCCAUGGACAACCUGAUGUGCCAGGAUCUUCUGGGCAGACCCAUGCGGAUCAUGUUCUCCCAGCGUGAUUCCACGCUGCGGACGACUGGGGUCGGGAACAUCUUCGUCAAGGGUCUGGCCAGCAGCAUCGAUGGUGCCCGCCUUCAUGACAGCUUCUCGAUUUUUGGGAAGAUCCUGUCCUGCAAGGUGGUCUGCGAUGCGAACGGAUCCAAAGGUUACGGAUUCGUCCACUUUGCCACCUUCGAAGCGGCAGAGAAGGCCAUCAAAGCGCUUGAUGGCAUGUUGUUGGACGACCAGCUAGUGUCCAUUGGCCACUUUAAGACCUUUGAAGAGCGUCGCGUUGAGCCGCAGGUCGUGGCUCAGGACAACGAGCGGCGCUACCCGGGGGUUAGUCUGUACGUGCGUAAUCUGCCCUAUAGCUUCAGUGAGCAGCAGCUGCACAGAGUGUUCUCACCCUUUGGAAGCAUCAUGAGUGCCAAGUUGAUGAUGGAGGCCGGACGCAGCCGAGGGUUUGGAUUUGUCAGCUUCUCCACCCUCGAAGUUGCGACCAAGGCUGCGUCGGUCAUGGACGGGCGUGUGGUUGCCGGCAGGGCGUUGCGGGUCACUCUGUCUCGUCACAACGAGCAGAAGACCCAGACCGAGAAGCAGGACAGCAGCAGUGACUCACUUCCUGCUGGACGGUUUACGUCUGCUGUUCCUCAAGUCGAAAAACGCCCUGACGCUCAACCUGAAAACCAGCCGGCGCUUCAGGACGUCAGUCGACAGACAGCAGCGUGCGCCCUCGCUCAGAGUGAGAGUCUCCGCCCACCCAUGCCUGUCGACCUGUGGGAUGACGUUAAUACUCGGCCCCCGCGCCUGCUGGUCUCUCAGGUGCUCAUGGAAUACUGGGCAAGCCAAGCAGGGUUGGAUGUGUUGCGUCCUAUGCGACCGCUCGCCCUGCCUGCACCCAGUGAUGAUACUGAAGUCUUCACUCACUUGUCUCAGAUUCCCAAAACUCUGCCUGACGGUGCAAGAGCUCCUGUCCAAACGCAAGCUCAACAGCUGGUUGACUCUUCACAUCGGUCACCAUCCGCGUGGGGGCGCCGGUUCUGGACGACGUUAGACAGAUGUUCGGAGUCCAGAAGCCUGAGCUGCCCCACCAGCUGGAGCAUCACGAAUCUACAGACAACACGCAGGCAUUACAAAUGGAUCUAUGGCAGAACACUCCCGCGGAACAAGACCAACGUGAGGCUUUGAUGAACGCGUCAAAGCUGUUCAUUGUAAAUACCUGUACAUAUUGUAAAUAAAAUAGCAUGAGAAUGAAUUUGAGUCUGAGUUUUU
Messenger RNA from Triplophysa dalaica, 2370 nucleotides. Its product is annotated as polyadenylate-binding protein 1-like. The transcript is spliced from 12 exons. Gene Ontology annotation, cellular component: cytosol. Lineage: Eukaryota; Metazoa; Chordata; Actinopteri; Cypriniformes; Nemacheilidae. Gene Ontology annotation, molecular function: mRNA binding. The record is from RefSeq and is a predicted model, not a curated record. Bases 652 to 2286 code for a protein of 544 amino acids.